Molecule: messenger RNA, 1899 nt
Organism: Trypanosoma theileri
Lineage: Eukaryota; Euglenozoa; Kinetoplastea; Trypanosomatida; Trypanosomatidae
Product: ABC transporter
Exons: 1
Coding region: 1-1899 (632 amino acids)
Biological process (GO): very long-chain fatty acid catabolic process; peroxisome organization; long-chain fatty acid import into peroxisome
Cellular component (GO): peroxisomal membrane
Molecular function (GO): ATP binding; long-chain fatty acid transmembrane transporter activity; ATP hydrolysis activity
Source: RefSeq, a predicted model, not a curated record
AUGAUUCCUGUUAGAUUUGGUGCUUCAAUGGCCCCCUUUCGUGCACUUGUUCUUUUUGUAGCCGUGAUAUUAUUGUAUGGUGUUUAUCAACGGGUACGUUCGCGUCGUGAAGCACAGUCUCAACGUCGUGUUCCGCGCAGAGUUGGUGGAGUGCGCCGGCAGCCUGUUGUUCGAUUUGAUCGAACUCUUUUUAGACGACUUAUGGGGCUUCUCCAUAUCUGUUUCCCCCAUGUAUAUUCCAUGGAAUCAGGCCUAACACUUGUGUUGGCGAUCCUCCUUAUGUUGCGCACUAAGCUAACACUGAAAUUUGCCAAAUUGAUGGGAAUGAAUAGCAAAUCACUUGUGCAAAAGGAUGUCAAACAGUUUGUUUUUGGUGUGAUGGAUGUUGUUGCAUACGCUAUUCCCUCCACUGUCACUUCUGUUGGUAUCACAUACAUAACUUCUACACUGGAGCGGCGCUUUCGUGAAAGAUUACAAAAUGAUUUGCAUAGGGACUAUUUUAAAGGACAUAAGGUGUAUGAUGUGGUAAUGAACGGAUCUGUAGAUAACCCAGGACACCGCUUAACAAAUGAUGUUCAACGUUUCUGUAGCGAGUUAGCAGGAGUUCUUUCUGCUGUAGUGAAACCGUUAAUCGAUAUUGUCGUCUUCUCAUCUGCUCUGGCAAAAUGUGGUGGACGUUCUUCUACAACUUUGAUGUUUUCAUAUUAUAUAUUUGUUGCUUUCCUAUUUCGAUGGUUAAUGCCAAAAUUUGCAGAUAUGGUGGCAAAAAGUCGAGAAAAAGAAGGUAAUUUACGUAUGAUGCACACACAAUUAAUUCAACAUGCAGAGGAAGUAGCAUUUUAUCGUGGUGCAGAGGUAGAAAGGGGAAAUGCUAAUAGGAUGUUGAACUCUUUUGUCCAUUUGGAGCGACGUAUAAAACGGGCAAAGUGGUUCUCUUCUUUAUUAAUUUCGAUACUGGUUAAAUAUGGAGCAACUUGUGUUGGCUAUACUGUUUGUUCGUUAGUGGUUUAUCGAGAAAGGAAUAAUCUUGAUGCAGCAGCACUAACAGAAUUAAAUGUUCGAAGUACGCAACUCUAUAUUCCUUUAUCUAUAGCAGUGGGAAAAUUACUUUCGUUACACAUGAAGGUUAGCGCAUUGUGUGGUAGUGCUCACCGUGUUGGUGAAUUACGGGAUGCUCUUGCUGCUUUUGAUAGACUUUCACUAGAUACUAAUAGUAAUGCAGUUGAAGUAACCGACAGUAAUGAAAUUGUGUUUAAAGAUGCAGCUAUUGUUUCUCCUGCUGAUCAAAUUAUUGUUACCAAUUUUACCACAACAUUUAAACCUGGAAAUCACGUACUAUUACUAGGAAGUAAUGGCUCUGGAAAAACGGCACUUUUCCGUGUACUUUCUGGACUAUGGCCACUGCGGGGAGGAUCAUUGCAGCAUCCUACAGAUGCAAACAUGUUCUUUGUAACACAACGGGUGUACCUCCCACCUGGUAACCUUCGCACACAGUUGAUGUACCCUGCAUUGGAGAAGCAAGAAGAUCCACAGACUCGUGAGUUAUUAGAUAAGAAACUCUUGGAUCUCGCAGAGAAAGUGGGUCUUUUGUCUGUGGUAGAGCGUGAAGGUGGGUUGGAUGCAGAAAAGGAGUGGAGUGAAGUUCUUUCUGGUGGAGAACGGCAACGAGUGGCUCUUGUGCGGGCCAUGUACCAUCAGGCCAUGUUUCUCUUUCUGGAUGAAUGUACCAGUGCCAUAUCGCAAGAUGUAGAGUUGUCAUUGUAUAAGAUGUUACAGCGACGGGGCAUGACAUUGAUAACCGUUUCACACCGUGAGGCGUUGAAAUCUUUACAUCACUCUAUAGUGAAUAUGGACGGAAUGGGAGGUUACAGCACUUAUUCGAUAGAGAAUUCACCAUAA